Molecule: messenger RNA, 1922 nt
Organism: Hypoxylon fragiforme
Lineage: Eukaryota; Fungi; Ascomycota; Sordariomycetes; Xylariales; Hypoxylaceae
Exons: 3
Coding region: 247-1497 (416 amino acids)
Biological process (GO): heme biosynthetic process
Molecular function (GO): protoporphyrin ferrochelatase activity
Source: RefSeq, a predicted model, not a curated record
AAUAGUAAUAACCGACCCGGGAGCUCGGAUGGCCAGACCCGAAUUUCUAUCACUGUCAUCGAUAAUACAUACCAGGUAGCUCCUACGUAAAGUAUUGCUUCAAGUUGAAGCUAAUUUUCCCAUUGAGACACAUUCGUUCUUAGUUUCCACCGUGCAGUACUCACAAAAAAAAAUAAAGAUUCAUUGAAUAUUACUUCCCAGGGUUUUUAUUUAGCAGAUUGCUAGAGAUAAUAGAAUUCGUUCAACAUGGCCACGCGGCAUUCUGUCGCACAACUCUCACGUAGAGCAGCUGGUCCUGCGACUGUGAGCCGAUUCUUAAAGAGCACUUGGUUACAGACGAGAUCAUUCGCAACGCCGGUGCCACCCGUUACACAAAAUUCGGUUGGUUCGAAAGGUCCGACUGCUAUGGUAUUUCUCAAUAUGGGCGGCCCCUCAACUGUAGAUGAGGUCGGGGACUUUUUGAGUCGCUUGUUCGCAGAUGGUGAUUUGAUACCACUGGGACGGCUACAAAACUACAUUGGCGCAUUCAUUUCGAAGCGAAGAACACCCAAAAUUCAAAAACAGUAUGCAGAGAUCGGGGGUGGGUCGCCCAUUCGAAAAUGGUCCGAAUACCAAAACGAAGAAAUGUGCAAGAUUCUCGACCGGAUAUCACCCGAGACAGCACCCCAUAAGCCAUACGUCGCAUUUCGCUACGCUAAUCCUCUGACCGAAGAGAUGUACAGCAGACUACUCGCAGACGGUUUCGGGAACGGCAAAGGCGGAAGAGCUGUUGCGUAUACACAAUAUCCCCAAUACUCUUGCUCAACGACAGGAAGCAGCAUUAAUGAAUUAUGGAAAUGGAGGCAACGCUUGGAGGGCAAGGAUAAGACGGGUCCGAUUCAAUGGAGCGUCAUUGAUCGAUGGCCAGUGCAUCCCGGCUUGGUAGAGGCCUUUGCCAGCAACAUUGAGAAGAAGCUGGCAGAAUACCCGGAAGAGCGGCGAAAGCAGGUGAUCCUGUUAUUCUCAGCGCACAGCCUGCCAAUGACAGUUGUCAACAGAGGUGACCCGUAUCCAGCCGAAGUUGCUGCCACAGUGUAUGCUGUUAUGCAGCGUCUGAAAUUCUCUAAUCCUUACAGGUUAUGUUGGCAAUCGCAAGUUGGUCCUCAGCCCUGGCUAGGCCCUCAGACUCAGACUUCAGUCGAGGAAUAUAUCGCAAAAGGGCAGAAAGAUCUCGUCCUUAUCCCCAUUGCAUUCACAUCUGAUCAUAUUGAGACCCUUUUUGAGCUUGAUAAGGAGGUGAUUGGGGAGUCGGGACACGCCGAUACGGUCAAGCGAGUGGAAAGCUUAAACGGCAAUCCCAUAUUUAUCGACGCACUUGCGAACCUUGCUAAGAGCCAUUUGGACAGCGGCGUUACAUGCUCGUACCAAAUGGGUCUAAGAUGCCCUGGCUGUAAAAGUGAACGAUGUACCGAGUCGAAGAAAUUCUUCCUUGGGCAGCAAAACACAGUCGCAGCGUAGCAUAGAGUACAUGACUAAUGCAAUGCCAACAUUUUUCUCUAAAGCCUUUAAUAAGGCUUUUUUGGUUUUUUAUAUUUUAUACUUAUAUAUCAGACAAUUACCCAUCUCAAUGUUCUACUAGGCUAGACUUGCUAUUUGAUCACCGGGUCUUUGUAGAAUUAUUACGUGUUUGGAAUUGUACGAUUCAUAUGGCUGGGUAGAUGAAAAGGGAUAUUUGGAGGAUAUGAUGCAUAUGUAAUGCUCAAUGUCAGCAAUGUCUUUCUAGGCAACAUUGAACACCUCAACUGUAUGUGCAACGUGUGCUUGCUUAUCUGCAUUUACAUAAAUGCCCGAGAUGAUACUGGUUGGUUUCGAGUCGGCUAUCGGACAUCAACUGAACUCCGACUCCUUAUAAGAAGUUACCCCCCCCCCAAACGGGAUACGUC